This is a messenger RNA of Myxozyma melibiosi, 1247 nucleotides long. RefSeq lists its product as uncharacterized. The transcript has a single exon. Bases 304 to 963 code for a protein of 219 amino acids. The record is from RefSeq and is a predicted model, not a curated record. NCBI's taxonomy places the organism in Eukaryota, Fungi, Ascomycota, Lipomycetes, Lipomycetales, Lipomycetaceae.
UCUAGAUAUGAGUGGGUGUGGGAUGAUGUAUAUGUGUUGUAUAUGUGUAUAUGUAUAUAUUCUGUCUAUUAUCUUUAUCUGUUCUCUGUAUUCUGUUCUAUCAACAACAGCACACACAACAGCUCUAAGAGGAAGCUCAGAAGGUGUACGCAGGUCCGUACGCGGAUUGAUCGGCCCGUUCGCCGUCCGCCGAGUUGGCUUCAGUCGCGUCCUGCUGGUUGCUGAUAUAUCCCCUUCUGUUCUCCUCUUCUCUGCUCUCUUCUCUAUCUUCUCUACUCUACUAUACUACAUCUACUACUCUACAUGUACACCUCCUCCGUCCCCGUCUCUGCUCGACGGCUGAUCCGGCUCCAGCGCGAUGCCGGAAGACAGCUCACUCCGGCUGAGCUCAAGAAAGUAGAGGACUAUCGUGAACGCGAGCGUGAGCGCAUAAUGCUCAUGCGCUGCCGUCGUCGUCGUCGGCCUACCUCUGCCACUGCCUCUGUUUCAAAGCCUGAUCAGGUUGAGAGGGCUGAGGGAGCUGAGAGAGCAAGAGCAGAGGUCAAGACCCUUCCUCCCUCUCCACCGUCUGCUCCAUCGAUCCCCACCUCUGCUCUCUGCCCGACCUCUACUCACAGCCCCACCCACAGUCCAAACCGAAGCUACUACGACGACGCGAGCGACAACUUUUCCGACAACGACAACGACAACGACAACGACAACGACAACGACGAGCGCCCGAUCGUGCUGCCUCCUAUCCGCAAGCGACUCGGCAAGCUCAUGGAGAUCUCUGCCGACCGCAAGAAGCUCACGCUCGAGCUGCUGCCUACCUCUGCUGCUGCUGAUUGGGGGAUGGCGUAUGCGCGCACACCGCGGGAUCGGUAUGGGAGUAGUGGAGUGAACAGUGGGACAUACGCAGGGUACUAUCAGGACCAGCGCAACAAUGCGUUUCCAUGGUUCCUACUCCCUCCGAUAUCGCGAUAAUCAAUGUAACAACACAUGUUCUUAAUCAUACUUAUCGCAAUAAUUAGCAAUAAUAAACAAUAAUAAGCAAUAAUAAACAAUGAAACAAGCAGUAAAUACACAAGUCAUAACACAGCAAACAGAGUUGGAAAUAAGAUUUUCAAACUGAGCCCGCGCUCAGAACCCCGAACGCCUCUUUCUUAGUCGAGAGCAUUUACUCUGCUUGCGGGGAUCUUGCAUUAUUGUUCUUUUGUUUGUUGUUGUUGUUGUUGUUGUUGUUGUUGUUGUUGUUGUUGUUGUUGUUG